Penicillium expansum is the source of this 1326-nucleotide messenger RNA. Its product is annotated as glycoside hydrolase family 16 protein. The coding region runs from base 1 to 1326 and encodes 441 amino acids. The record is from RefSeq and is a predicted model, not a curated record. Lineage: Eukaryota; Fungi; Ascomycota; Eurotiomycetes; Eurotiales; Aspergillaceae. Gene Ontology annotation, biological process: carbohydrate metabolic process; fungal-type cell wall organization. The transcript has a single exon. Gene Ontology annotation, cellular component: fungal-type cell wall. Gene Ontology annotation, molecular function: glycosyltransferase activity; hydrolase activity, hydrolyzing O-glycosyl compounds.
AUGCAGUAUCGCCUCAUUUUCGCAGCUCUGGCUGCCACAGUCUCCCUCGUUCUUGCUCAGAACGCGCCAGACUGCAAUGCCUUCGACAAAACCUGUCCGUCUAACAAGGGAAAUACCAAAGGCCAUAUCAACUACGACUUGACACAGACUUCCGCUUUGAAUGAUUGGACAACAGCUGGUGGAGCAAUAGUCACCGGCCCUGAUGGUGCGGAGUUCACGAUCCACAAGCAAGGUGAUACCCCGACAAUCAUAACCGACUACUACAUCUUCUACGGGGAGAUAUCUGUUGAGAUGAAAGGAUCCCCUGGUACCGGCAUUGUCAGCUCCGUUUACAUGUUGUCAGACAACAAUGAUGAGAUUGACUGGGUGAGCUCUAACUUGCAAUGCAUCUCUCAGGAAACAUAUAUGCUGAUAGAUAUACAGGAAGCACUGGGUGGUUCUACCGACAAACUCCAGACAGAUUACUUCGGCAAAGGUGACACUAGUGAAGAUUACAAUCGAUGGACCUGGCAGCCGGUGACGACCCCUCAAGAAGUGUUCCAUAAAUACACCUGGAUUUGGUCUAAGGAGAAACUGACAUGGGCGAUUGAUGGCACCGUUGUUCAGACAGUCAACUAUGCUGAUGCGAAAGGGGGCACUCGCUUCCCACAGACACCGAUGCGUGUGAGAAUUGGUAUCUGGGCAGGAGGUGACCCGAGCAAAAUCAAGGGCACUAUCGACUGGGCUGGCGGCGAGACUGAUUACUCCAAGGCACCGUUCACGAUGUAUGUCAAGUCGGUUGAGAUCGUCAAUCACACCCCCGCGGAGAACUAUGUCUAUUCCGACAAAUCUGGCUCUUCGGACAGUAUUGAGAUACAUGGUGGCGUCUCCUCGGGCGAGAUUUCGAGUUCGACCAGUUCUGAUACUUCAACUGCUUCCGAUAUUGCCUCUUUGACUUCGUCUUCUACGGGGUUAUCUACUGCGACCUCAUCCCUCGCGUCGAGUUCGGCUAAGUCAGGAACUGAAACCACUACUGACCUUGUCACAUCCACUUCGUAUCUUACGGCCUUGUCCUCUUCGAUCUUGUCCUCGGCAUUUUCGAGCUCUACCGGUAAUUCUUCCAAUCCCGCUGGCACCCUCCCCACAGUCUCAUCCGCUGAGCCCAAAAGCACUGGUUUGAGUUCCAAUUCGACCUCAGCAGCGAGCACCGUCACCGCAGCUAGCUCGACUUCCAAGUCAAGUACUGGUGCUGCUAUCUCACCCACGAGUUCCUUCAAUUCUGCUUGUGCCCUGGGUUCGGGUUAUCUUGCCCUUCUGACACUUAUCCUAGGACUUAUCCUGGUGUAG